Messenger RNA from Pseudoliparis swirei, 1227 nucleotides. RefSeq names its product paired box 2a (gene pax2a). Bases 1 to 1227 code for a protein of 408 amino acids. Lineage: Eukaryota; Metazoa; Chordata; Actinopteri; Perciformes; Liparidae. The transcript has 11 exons. Gene Ontology annotation, molecular function: DNA-binding transcription factor activity, RNA polymerase II-specific; RNA polymerase II cis-regulatory region sequence-specific DNA binding. The record is from RefSeq and is a predicted model, not a curated record. Gene Ontology annotation, biological process: anatomical structure development; regulation of transcription by RNA polymerase II.
AUGGAUAUUCACUGCAAAACGGACCCCUUCUCGGCGAUGCACCUGUCCCACGCAGGGCACGGCGGCGUGAACCAGCUCGGCGGGGUGUUUGUGAACGGCAGACCCCUCCCGGACGUGGUGAGGCAGCGGAUCGUGGAGCUGGCUCACCAGGGCGUCCGGCCCUGCGACAUCUCCAGACAGCUACGGGUCAGUCACGGCUGUGUCAGCAAAAUCCUCGGCAGGUACUAUGAAACCGGCAGUAUUAAACCCGGAGUCAUUGGUGGCUCCAAACCAAAGGUUGCAACUCCGAAAGUGGUGGAUAAAAUAGCUGACUAUAAGCGACAGAAUCCCACCAUGUUCGCUUGGGAGAUCAGGGACCGACUACUGGCUGAGGGCGUCUGCGACAACGACACUGUUCCUAGCGUUUCAUCCAUCAACAGGAUUAUCCGCACCAAAGUCCAGCAGCAAUUCAACCCGUCCCCCGACGGAUCUGUCACGACUCUAUCCCCGCCCGGCCACACUAUAGUGCCCAGCACGGCCUCGCCCCCUGUGACCAGCGCCUCCAACGAUCCCGUAGGAUCCUACUCCAUCAAUGGCAUUCUGGGUAUCUCCCGCUCCAACGGCGAGAAGAGGAAACGAGACGAUGUUCUCUGGACUGGCAGCCACAUGGAUGGAAGAAAAAUAGGACAUUAUGGCUCUGAUGGCUCAGGUCCGGGCAGCGACUCUCAGGGCAGUGUGGAGAGUUUAAGGAAGCACCUGCGAGCAGACGCCUUCACCCAGCAGCAGCUGGAGGCCCUGGACCGUGUGUUUGAACGGCCCUCCUACCCUGAUGUCUUCCCCACUUCAGAACACAUCAAACCUGAACAGGCGAAUGAGUACUCACACCCAUCCCUGAACGGUGGCCAUGAUGACGUGAAGCCGAGCCUUUCCGCCAGCGCCAGCUCCGACCUCGCCUCCAGUGUCUCCCAGAGCUACUCUGUUGUGACAGGUCGAGACAUGACCACCUUACCUGGCUACCCGCCUCAUGUCCCGCCCACAGGACAAGGCAGCUACCCCACCUCCACACUCGCUGGAAUGGUUCCUGGAGGGGACUUUUCUGGAAAUCCUUACUCUCAUCCACAAUACACCACUUACAACGAAGCAUGGCGGUUCAGCAAUCCAGCAUUAUUAAGUUCCCCUUAUUAUUAUAGUGCCGCGUCCCGUGGCUCGGCACCUCCCACUGCUGCCACUGCCUAUGACCGCCACUAA